Salvia splendens (bonfire salvia) is the source of this 1740-nucleotide messenger RNA. RefSeq names its product protein NRT1/ PTR FAMILY 5.11. The transcript has 3 exons. NCBI's taxonomy places the organism in Eukaryota, Viridiplantae, Streptophyta, Magnoliopsida, Lamiales, Lamiaceae. Bases 58 to 1584 code for a protein of 508 amino acids. The record is from RefSeq and is a predicted model, not a curated record.
AUAUAUCCAUGUAUACACACAUAUGUAACCAAAAAGUUUUGGCAAUAUUAUGCAGACAUGUAUCUCAUCAAAGAAAUCUUAUUCUUGUUUCCUGAACUCAUCAUCCGCUUCAAAAAAUCAAUUCUGUUCAUCGUAGGGCUCAUAUGGAGCUUCAAGUUCGUGGAGAAGACAUUUUUCAACAUAUUAAUCACGCGCCAGCUCGCCGCGGGGAUGGUGUACGACCUCCGGAGUUCUGUGGUAGCCGUGAAUUCGCUAGAACUAAUAUCCGUUGUUGUCGUAGUGAUCUCCACCUACGCAACCAAGGUUUGCAAGGGCCGCUUCUUGAUGGUGCUUUUCUCCGCAACAGUAUUCAUCGUCGCAUCCAUACUCAACUUUCCGGUGGCUGGAGAGCUCAAUUUGUGGUUAUUCUACCCUGCAAUGGUUUUGGCACACGCGGCGCUCGUGGUCACGUUGAAAGUAUUUCUUGACGACCAGUUUAGGCCGAAGUAUCACGACGAAAAUGAGAGACAAGAGCACACCAAAUUCUGGUGGGCAAUGGUUUCCGCUUUGGCUGCCAUCUUCAAUCAGUUGUCGCCUCUAUCGGGAUUUCACUUGAAGAAACUCGCUCUUAUCAUUGCGAUGGGGUGUUUCUUCCUAUUGUUCUUAUUGGGUUUCGAGUACUACUUGGAUGAUGGGGAGAGUAGCCAGAGCGUCACUUUGAUAGAGAAAUCAAAGAGGCCAGUGAAUAUUUUGUCCUUGUGUUUUUGUUUAUCCAUUUUGAACCUAGUUUCCGCCGUAGGCAGCACCUUCUUCUUCUUAGAAGCCAUCACACUCACCGUCCGCGACUAUGUAUCUGUCAUUAUCCUACUCGACAACGUGGCGAGGCUCACAGAGUUCGUGGUCUCUGAGUCGUCCAGCUACCUCCUCAAGAAGCUCAGAGAGGAAAAGCGAUUCAACUUCAACCUACAAAAGAUGGAGCUGCUGAGAAUCGGGCUUGGGAUGUGGUGCUGCGUGCUGUGCUGCAACUUCGCUGUGGGAGUUUCAACACACAGGAAGUACGGCCCAGGUGGUGUAGAUAUGAGCGUGUACUGGCUAAUUCCGCAGUUUUUUUUACUAGGACUGACGCGGGGACUCACUAAAGAAGGGUUUCAGUCGUUGUACGGAUAUCAGGCUGAAUCUCGGUUCAAGGGGUGGGCUUUGGGAGAAUUUGCGAGGGGAGCUGGUUUGUUCUUGAGCAUGAUUUGUGUUUAUAUCUUCAACGGCACGUACUUCAGUUGGUUCGAGAAGAAUAUAGGCAGCAGUAGCCUCGACAAGUAUUAUAGUUUUCUAGCUGUUUUGAGCAUCGGAAACGCUAUGUUUUACUGCUGGGUUGCGGCUUGGUACCUAGCCUGGCCCUUCCUAGUGAAAGCUGGGGAGAAAAAACAGACUAAAGAUAGAGAAAAAUGGCAUAAUGUAAUGCACACUACAGAAGCCAGGCCGUUGCAAGUGAAUGAUCGAGAUAAACGGCCUAGAGGAGUAAUGGCUAACGGAAUACACACGCGAGAAGGAAGCUCAUGGACAUACAACAGUGGUGACAAGAAGCCGAAAGGUUAUAAAGCUAUGUAAGCAGACAUAAUUUGAUUACAUGAAAAUUCAAAUUAUCGCUGCUUUUCUUUGUUUGUUUGUUUGUUUCUGUUUUGUCAAUAUGGCUUUCGUAACAAAAAUGUUGUUGUUGAUAAAUCCUUUGUUUAUAGUAAUAAAGCAAUGUUCAUUUCAUAGUUA